Molecule: messenger RNA, 753 nt
Organism: Ectocarpus sp. CCAP 1310/34
Lineage: Eukaryota; Phaeophyceae; Ectocarpales; Ectocarpaceae
Source: the annotation of a GenBank genome assembly
AUGGUGGCGGUGGCUGGAGCCAAGCCCCACCCCCCCCGCGACCUCUUCGUGAACGUGGGCCUGGUGGUCAUUUGGGGCGUCACCCUGGGGGUCGUGGGCCCGCGGGACGCCACAGCAGCGAUGGUCGUGCCGGGAGAGCGGGCAGGGAGAGGCCGGGGGCACGCGCGUUCUGGCCACGGAAGAGAGCAGGCGUACGUUGUGUACUACGCCCACGAUGAUGGUGGCUACUUCGAAGACUACGGCGACUACGACGAGGGAUACUUCUACGACGACGACUACCACGACGCCGGGUACGCACACUACGCCGGCGGUGGGGACAGCUACAGCUACUCUCCGGGAGCCAGCAACAGUUUUACCAACAGCAGCCUGCACAUGUACGACCUGUAAGAGAUCCCCGCCAGUAGGAAGUAUGUCGUUGUAGGUGGUGGUCGACUGCUCGAAGUGCAAGCUAUCGGUAGCAUCAAUCUUAGUUGCUUUCAGGAGGAUGAGAAUGGUGAAAAAACGACGAUGUGUGUGAAGCUCAUUGACGUGUCUGUAGUAGAGAGCCUGAGCUUCAACUUGUUUUCAACGCAUGCUGUUUCACUGAAGCAACAAAUCCUCCACGACGAGCGUCGUGUAACCCUACAAAAUGGACUGUUCUUUGCUAGAGAGGAAAAAGCGUCUGCAGCGUUUGCCAUGCGGUUGCCGUACGACCCAUCUGCGACUAUAGUAGACUCUGCUGCUUUGCCCGCAUUCGUGACUGCCCCCGAUUCC